Folsomia candida is the source of this 2762-nucleotide messenger RNA. RefSeq names its product b(0,+)-type amino acid transporter 1. Bases 881 to 2575 code for a protein of 564 amino acids. The record is from RefSeq and is a predicted model, not a curated record. The transcript has 17 exons. Gene Ontology annotation, molecular function: L-amino acid transmembrane transporter activity. NCBI's taxonomy places the organism in Eukaryota, Metazoa, Arthropoda, Collembola, Entomobryomorpha, Isotomidae. Gene Ontology annotation, cellular component: membrane. Gene Ontology annotation, biological process: amino acid transmembrane transport.
AUUUUCUCUAACUUGUGGCAGUACUUUCUCCUCGUCUAUCCCGGUGGUAGACAUCUGCUGCUGUCUCCUAUCAUUUUAAUUGUUCUGGUUAACUUCAUAGUUUUUAAGCAUAAGGUUCCUCACCCAAAUCAUAUGUCGAACUAAGUAGGUGGAUAUAUAUACACGUGAACAUGGCCCACAAGAUUAUAUACAUAGGACUACAAGUACCUUUGCAAUUUUAUGAAUUGCUCAAGCACAACUAGUUGAUCUCGAUCGAUAUUUCACUAUUUAUAGAAUUAAUUGUUUAUAUCGAUUGAGCCGCUCAAAGUCGGAGGACGCAUAAGCUGCAUAUUAAUUAGAAACAACAAUCUGGACAGAGUCACAAAAUCUUGAUAUUUAGUAAAACAGGCUGGAAAGGAAAUUAUAUUUAUAUUUUAAAGUACCUGAUAAUAUAGUAAAUAUUUUUAAAGUUCAUGGCCAUAAUUGUCAUAGGUCGAAUUAUAAUAGGACUCACUUGUUGUGCAUGUUGUGCCGUUUCUAUUCAUUCUCAUCUUGCUUGAUACACAUUUGCAUGUAAUUAAAAUGCAGGUGCUCUCGUCUGCAUUAGAGUGUCAUGCUCCAACAGCUAAUCAUAGUUCAUACUAAAUUUUUUAUAACUGUUCUAUGUGAUUUUCCUGGGAUAAACAAUAGCUCGGCUUAAUUGUCAAUCAUUAAGGUGGAUGAAGGUUAUCCAUCAUCUCGUCAAUAAUUUUUAGAGAAUUUAAAGCAGAGCAGGCGAGACAUUCAUAUCCAGAUUAUCUAUCCGCCUGAUCUUUAAUUUAAUCAAUCAGAGGCAAGUCUGUGAUUGCAUGAAUUUAGUACCUGCAACGCGCAUAGCAAACCUGAAAUCUUAGUACCUGUAAUGUUGAACAACAAGAAAAAGGGGAACAAAUCCUUAUCGGAGUCUUCUGUUUCUAUCGGUUUAUUAGAAGAUACUGAAACCAAGCCGAAAUUUCUGCCUCCUCGAAGUGACAAUGGCAGUGUCCAACAGACUAAACCAGAGAAAGUUAACGGGGGAGGCGAUUCAACCUGGAUGAAAAGUGAUAUGUCCAAUGGGAACUUGGACGAAAAAAAACAGCCGGAUGCCCAAGCACCUCCAGUGAUAAGUGAUGGAACAGUUCGCAUGAAACGCCAGAUAGGACUCGCUGGCGGAAUUUCCCUCAUUGUGGGCACCAUGAUUGGUUCUGGGAUAUUCGUAAGUCCUUCUGGCCUGUUGCAUAAAACAGGUUCUGUAGCUGUGAGUCUCGUGGUGUGGUUCUUAUGUGGGGUUUUGGCGACUUUGUCGGCAUUGAGCUAUUGCGAGCUGGGAACGGUCGUACCGCGCAGUGGGGGCGAGCAUGCCUAUUACAUGGCUGCAUUCGCACCGUUACAUCGAUUCUUUGGGGAGUUACCAGCUUUUCUCUUUGCGUGGUUGACUGUGCUACUGUUGAAACCUUCGUCUCUCUCCAUCAGCGGCAUGGCAUUCGGACAGUACGCACUUUCUCCAUUCCUGACCUACUUUGAAUUUUGCGAGGACUUUGUAACCACCUGGCAGUAUGACAUUUGCAAAAAGAUGCUUGCGGUUUGUUUUGCAGGUGCAAUUGCUACCGUAAAUAUUUUGAGCGUAAAUGGGGCAACUAGGGUACAAAUUGUAUUCACUGGAGCAAAGAUAGCCACAAUGAUUAUCAUUAUAGUUAUUGGAAUCUACAACAUGGCACAUGGACAAUUUGGAGCAAUUAGUGGGGACUGGGCAGAUAGUUCUCAUGAUUACGGGACGAUUGCUGUUUCGUUUUACAGUGGAUUAUGGGCAUACGAUGGGUGGAACAACCUUUGCUUUGUGACGGAAGAGCUAAAGAACCCAGAGAGGAAUUUGCCGUUGGCCAUAAUGCUCGGUAUUCCAAUUACAACGGUGCUCUACAUUUUGGUCAACCUGUCCUAUCUCACCGUACUGGAUAAACAUGCCAUGAUGGAGUCCGAGGCAGUUGCAGUAGACGUGGGUAACGAUAUGUUGGGCAAUUUCAAGUGGGUAAUUCCGGUACUUGUGUGCUUGUCCACGAUCGGGAGCUCCAACGGGUCCAUGUUUACGGCUGGCAGAAUCUCUUAUGUGGCCGGUAGAGAUGGACACAUGGUGGACGUGAUGUCCUACAUUCAUGCCAAGAGAUUGACACCUACAAUCGCCAUUAUGUUCAAUGUGAUUCUCGCUCUCCCAAUGAUCUUCAAUAGCAGUAUUAACAAGUUGAUUGACCUCUUCGGCUUCGCAUCCUGGAUUAUUUAUGCUCUUGCUUUGGUCAGUGUCCUCGUUCUUCGGAAAACACAGCCAGAUGCUCGAAGAGUUUUCAAGGUUCCUCUGAUAAUCCCAAUCGUUGCCAUUCUAAUAUCAAUCUUUCUAGUCAUUGCUCCAUUGGUGAGCACACCAACGUUUGAGUACCUGUACGUCUUAGCUUUCACGGUGUUGGGGAUAAUCGUUUACUAUCCGUUCGUAUACAAAAAGUAUCAACUUCCGUGCAUGGAAACAUUUACUAAACUUAUUCAAUUGAUGACACUUGUUGUACCUUCUCCAUACGUCAAAGAAGACUAAAUAGUUAUAUGGUUGGAAUAUAUUAAAGAUAACCUUGUUUAAAUCUUGACAAAUCUUACUAGAAACGUGUGUAGUACAUUAUGCAUGCAUAUACAAAUUGCGGUGAUUAUUCUUGUAAAUAUUUCAUACGCGAUACUAACUAAAUACAUACAUGAAUAUCAAUAAAUUAAUAAAUGUCACUUAAAAA